AUGUUCUCUCAUGCAGAGAUUCUUUAUUUCCAGGGUUUUCCUCUCCUCGUUAACGAAACGCCAAUAAGACAUGCAGGACAGGGGCUCUCUCAUCAGGCGUUUGCUCAACUCUUUUCGUACUCAAUUGCAGGAGGUCUAAUUUUCACAUACUUCUAUCGCCGCCUUGUUCUUUGCAAGCGGCCAUUUCAGUAUCUAUGGCGAUGCCAGUUUAUCCUCAAAGUCAUCAAUCACCUGCAUCAAAUAUCCUCUCUCCCGCUCCGCGCACUCCAGGCAGUCAGCUACCUACGUUUCCACAUCUCCUCCCAGCCUUCCUCCUUAAACCCUCCACCCCUCAAUCGAAUGAUAUUUUUGCUCUUUUAUUGGUCUUUCCUAGCGUUUUUGUCUACCUACAAGGCUUUCAUCGAUGAUGCGAGCUAUUCAGAGAGGGCUGGCUAUCGCUUUGGUUGGGUGGCCGCAGCCCAAAUGCCUUUGGUCUACGCUACAGCAUCGAAGCGUAGUUUACCCGGCUAUCUUCUUGGAUUAUCUCACGAACGCUUGAACUGGUUCCAUCGAUGGGCAUCCAGAACUUUCACGGUCUUUGUAUGUGUCCAUGGAGCGUUACUUUCCGCCGAACAUGUCAACGCUGGUUUGUUCAAAUUGGAAUUGCAGCUUAUGCCGAUGUUGAGAUACGGACUUGGCGCUGGUGGGGUUCUCCUUUGGACUUUCUCAUCAUCGGUGAGUAUUUUCCGAACCCUUGGGUACAGAUUCUUUGUUUUCCAGCACAGUGCGUCUGCCGCGAUAUUUCUAUGUCUAGUGUACAAACACCUUGUCUCGUCCGCCCGCACCUACGCUUGGCCAGCCAUAGGCCUGUUCACAGCCGAUUGGGCAAUUCGGUUGAUUUUAUUCUGCUACCACAGCAUAAAUCUAAACGCUGCCAAGCUAGCAUUCGGACUUUGCUCUGAAUUGAUGAGCGUGGGCAGCGACAUCAUUGUCCUGACGUUGAGAGACUACAAACACAGUUGGAAGCCUGGCCAGUACUUUUACGUUUGGAUACCCACCUUAGGACCCUUGGAGACCCAUCCAUACACCUGCAGUAGGGUCUAUUCGCCUUCUGAUGCGGAAUCUGGAAGCGAUCUACAGUUCGUAAUCCAAGGCAGAAACGGAUUUGCCAAAAGACUUCAAGAGCAUGCUCUCAGUUAUCGUGAGAGUCAUGACCAAAGAUUUCUGCGCGCAUUCGUGAGCGGUCCCUACGGCACUUAUCCUAAAUGGGAUUCCUACCAAACACUUGUAUUCAUCUCUGCUUCAACCGGGACGUCAUUCACCCUUCCGACGUUAGAGAGCCUAAUCCACAACUUCGAUCAUAUCGCCACCUGUCGAAUUCGAUGCCUCGUCGUGACGCCAAAUCUUGCCCGGCUGGAGCCCUACUUGGCGCGUCUCUGUGAUGCCGCUACGCUUGCUAAAACACAGCACUUUGAUUUCCGCUUUCAAGUCGCGGUUACCGAGUCCACACAAGACGAGGAGCAGUCCGCUCAAAGUGGCGAGCGGCGGUAUAAUGCCAUUGAAGGGGAGCAAUACGAAGUAGUUGCGGGCGGUGACAGUCGUGAAUUUCCAUCUCCGGAUCAGUGCUCUUUCCUCUCGCGCUCCUCCUUACCAUCACCAGAAUUUGCCGAUGAGUUUAGCCUCCUAUCGCAUGGGCCAGUUACGAUCCCGACCUCAAUUGAGCUAGAAGAUUUUGAAAGAGAAUCAAAAACGAGCGAGGCAGUGCUUAUCACUGGAAGACCCAAUAUUCGCGAGUAUAUCAGUCAUGCUGUUAGAAAAGAAGAAGGCAAUUGCAUGGUAGCUGUCUGUGCUGGCAGUGCGCUGGUUGCCGCUACAAGUAAUGCGGUUGCUUUGCUGGCUUUGAGGCAGAUUAUAUGGGGAAAUAAUACCAAGCAAAGGAUAUAUCUACAUGCGGAAGAAUUCUCAUUAUAAUAGCAAGGUAGCCGGGCACAAAGGAAAUAGGAAGCUCCCUGAGCAGAAAAAGCUUUGUACAGCUUCCUUUUUUCAUGAAUGCAUUACCUGGCUAUCCGGUCGUCGACAUGUAAUAUAAUGC
Molecule: messenger RNA, 2071 nt
Organism: Lindgomyces ingoldianus
Lineage: Eukaryota; Fungi; Ascomycota; Dothideomycetes; Pleosporales; Lindgomycetaceae
Exons: 3
Coding region: 1-1950 (649 amino acids)
Biological process (GO): intracellular iron ion homeostasis; iron ion transport; copper ion import
Cellular component (GO): plasma membrane
Molecular function (GO): ferric-chelate reductase activity
Source: RefSeq, a predicted model, not a curated record